CGGCCGACGCGCGUCGUCCCUGAGCGGGAGGAGCGCGGCCUGCGGGGCUGGCGCCUCCCCUCGCCGCCCGCCGGCGUCCUCGCCCCUCAGCCGCGCUCAGAGCCGGCGCGGCCGCACGACCGCCCGCGAGCCGGCGGGGCCGCUCGGGGAUCGGGCCGGACCGAGUGCCUGCGCGCUCCGCGGCUACGAGCGGCCCCGCUGCUGCGCGCGUAGAGCCCGGGCCGGCCGCCGAGGGGCCGGGCGCUCUGCCACUUGUGGGUCCCCUGCGAGUCGCCCUCGCGCGCCGCUCUUCGCCGUGCUCAGCCCGGCGGGCCACAGCCUUCUUGCGGCCCGUGCGCUUGUCAUUUUGUGGCGCCGGGAAGCAGGAAGUUGGACGCCAUCAGCGGUGCGCCCGGGAGCCCUAAAGGCGGACCCAGAGCCUCCCCAGCGACCUGCGGAAGGUGACCUGGAGGCGGAUUCCAAGCCGCCUUUUCUGCGGAGGCUGGAGGGCGCUCAGCUGUCGCCUUACCACCGUCGCUUGAGUCCCUGAUCAAAAUGGGUCCGAGAAGGGAAGUGCAGCCUCUUCCUCUGAAGACACAAAGCUCUGAAGAGCCCCUAGAAAUGGAUUGUUCAUCUGUAAAAUGGAGACAUAACCUUGAGAUUUAGCUCAAGGUCAGCAGUGGCCUGGGCCUUCUGAAGUCUGAUGUUCUGGAACUCCAGUGCCCAUUGGUGUGGACAGAGGACACGGGGCCCCGACCAUGGUCACACUCAUCACUGAGAAGCUGCAGAACCAGAGUCUGGACGAUCUCGCCCGCAAGACCUGUGAGGCUGGUUUGCAUUCUGCUGAGAAACUGAACACAAAUGGCUGUCUGUUCCCUUUGGAGAUCAGUGUAGACAAGAGCCCCUGGAAGGUCCUAAGUGGAGGACGGCCUCUCAGAAGCCAGGUGGCUGUGGGCCCCGAUUUCCCCUUCCCGCCAGGCCCAUCUAGCGUGGUUCACACUACAGGCCUCCAGUGGCGGCCAGAGUCUCCUGUCCCAUGCACAAGCCUGGGUGUGGACAGUGCCUCAGACCUCAAUGAGAACACAGGACCACCUGCGGCACCGCCCUCCAAGCGACACUGCCGGUCCCUGUCAGAGCCGGAGGAGCUGGCACGCUGCCAGUCCCCGUGGCGCCCUGGCGGCUUCAAGGUCUGGACUCCGGUCUCCAAGAGGCGGUGCAACAGUGGCGGGAGUGCCACACUGCAACGUUGCAGUGGUCUUGGGAGCACUGGCCUGCCGAGCAGUGCCGCGUCACUGCCUGGCCUCACUUUGCCCCUGGCACCCCGGCCGUCCUCAGCCAUCAGCGGCUUUCUGGACAGCAGUGAGGGCAGCACCAGCUCUGGCCGGCCUUGGCACCCCAAGGGGCCCUGCUUGCGCUCCUCGAGGCGCCGUCUGUCCCUGUCGCAGGAGCACCUUGCAGACACCGGCACCCCCCUGCCCUCAGCCAGCAGUACUCCCUCGUCCACGCCUGAGCUGGGCCGGCGCCACGGCCUGCUCCGGUGCCGCUCACAGCCCUGCGUGCUCAACGGGAAGAGGAGCCGGCGCAAGCGGCGGCGCGAGGAGGACACCAGGUGGACGCGCCCGUGCUUGGACUUCCUGAAGAUGACGCGGUGCUACAGUUGUGCACAGCAUGUGAUGCCAGGCUCUGCAGGGACCAGGGGACAGGAGCAGAGGAGGGAGGCCACCAGUGGAAGACCCACUGGUUCAGCGCUUACGGGGCCUGGAACAGCACGUGCCAGAGAGGUGUUAAUGACAUUAAAAAAUUCAAAAAGCCUUUGCUCCCUCGAUCAUGAAGAUGAUGAGGAUGACACCCAAGUGAAGACGGUUGUGUCCUCCCCAUGUGACUCACGGGAUCUCCUGGGCAUCGUCAUGCCAGGCUCUAGCCCAUGGGCCUCGAGGGAGCGGGCAGCCAGCGACGGCAGGGGCGGGAGCAGCAGGGACCCCAGUGACUGGGACAGCGCUGGGGAGGAGGGCGUCUUCCCUCUGGACCACAGCGAGCUGGACCUCGAGCAGAUCGAGAACAACUGACCUGGCCGGCACCUCUGGCCUGCUCUCAGUGCGGACAGAAAACAGGUCACAUGCUGUUUUGAACACUGAGGCAUAAUUUUGAUUCAGUUUUUCCUAAAGAUGUAUUUUGCAUUUUUAUGGCUUUUACAGUUCUGGAGAAAGCGUCUCUAUUUUGAAAUGAAUUUUCAGAAGGGCAUUCUAUUAAACGUGAGUCUAUCUGCAGACUCCAGGGGGGUUUAUGCUCCUUUUGUGAAGAGCCUACUGUGAAGAGCACGUACUGUGGCUUAGUGCCCAGAGGCUGCGUCCCCUCCGUCCAGGGGGUGUCGUGGGUGCUUGGGGCCUGUGUGUGGGCAUUUUGUGCCCUUGGACUUUGUCAUCCGUGUGCUGGUGAACCACCAGCUUGCGACCACGUGGUUUUCCAGCACCCGGCAGUGCCGCUGUUUGGGUCAGGGCCGAGUGCGUGCUUCCUAUGGCCACAGAGGGCCUUUGCAUCUCAGGUGGGGCGUGAAGGCCACUGGUGGCAGUACCUGGUUGUCAGUUCAAUAAAAGGCCUUUGCUUUGCA
This is a messenger RNA of Cynocephalus volans (Philippine flying lemur), 2587 nucleotides long. It is a transcript of the gene FAM53A, whose product is annotated as family with sequence similarity 53 member A. The transcript is spliced from 7 exons. Lineage: Eukaryota; Metazoa; Chordata; Mammalia; Dermoptera; Cynocephalidae. The coding region runs from base 738 to 2045 and encodes 435 amino acids. Gene Ontology annotation, cellular component: nucleus. The record is from RefSeq and is a predicted model, not a curated record. Gene Ontology annotation, biological process: protein import into nucleus.